Molecule: messenger RNA, 2151 nt
Organism: Zeugodacus cucurbitae (melon fly)
Lineage: Eukaryota; Metazoa; Arthropoda; Insecta; Diptera; Tephritidae
Product: secernin-1
Exons: 4
Coding region: 283-1377 (364 amino acids)
Biological process (GO): proteolysis
Molecular function (GO): cysteine-type exopeptidase activity; dipeptidase activity
Source: RefSeq, a predicted model, not a curated record
UCUUCACUUUCACAUUCCACCCGUGGCCGGUAUUUGCUCACCAUUGAAAAUUUUCUAAUUUGCUAAUAUUAUUGCAGUAAAAUAAGAUUUGCAAUAAAAUUUAAAAAAUCUGCUGCAAUCAAUAUAAAUUGGCCAUUAUUCGUUUGUGUGCCAUUAUUUAUUAAAUAUACCAUAAUACGUGUAAUUGAAAUCAAAGCAAUACUUGGCAGAAGUAGCCAGUGCGAAAAAUCAAUUGAAAGCUGAUAACUUGCUUGGGGUUUUGAAUUGAUUAAAAUUUUCGAUAUGUCUGCAUCAGGUGAUUGUUUUGUCGUGCAAUCUCCAAAUACAGCAGAAAAUACUAUAAUUUUUGGACGAAAUGCUUUAGAUGCAGAUGCUAUAACAGAAACACAAGAGGUGCAAUACUACAACGCUAAUGCCGCACUUGAGGGGAAGCCCGACGGUGGUGCCGAUGUGGUUAAAGCGAAUGGUGAAAUUUUGCGUAUGAUAUUGCAAAAGUCACGUUCAGGCAUUUGGGGUGGUGACGUGGGCGCUAAUGACCGCAACGUGUGUAUUGCAGUUUCCUGGUCAGCAGAGGAGCCUGCUAACGACAGCGACACUGUCACGUCAACUGAUAUUGUGCGUUUGACUUUGGCUAUUGCCAAAACCGCUGUUGACGCAGUGGAACGUAUUGGCGGUUUGGUAACUAACCAUGGAUCCGAUAAUGCAAAAUUUAGUUUUGUGGUCUGUGAUACGAAAGAUGUGUGGUUAGUGAGCAGCGGUGGUAAGUUAUGGGCUGCACAUCGAGUGGCAGACGGUUUCCUGCGUAUAACAAGUAAAGGACUCAGCGUAAAAACGGUGAUUGAUAAAUCAAGUGAUGAGUUAGGUGAAGCACUCAAAACGCUGGGACUCUGGGAUGGCGAGGGUGAAUUAAAUUUCGCCGCUUGUUUCGGCGCAGCCGAUGCCGCGGACGUUGAAUGGAGCGGUGAAGCACCUAACGAAGAUGGUAGCUACACUUUGACUAGCAUGUUUGAUACACUACGUUCGGCGGCUGAUACCGCAACGGCACGUUCGGCUAAUGUCUCUGUGCUUACAACUGGCAUUUCAUGCCAUUGGUUUACGGCGACACCCAAUGCCACGGAAUCAGUUUUUAAACCAUUCGUUUUUGCACCUAAUCCCAAAAUUUCACCGCUCACCAAAGUGCCACCGGAUAACACACACACACUCUUGCAUAAACUCCAUGCUCAACGCAAACCGGCUGCUGUAGAGGAUUUGAAAGCUCUGGAGGCGGCAUGCGUUGAAGAGUUAAAUACUUAUUUGGCGGAACAUCCAACUGCUGACGAGGAGUUGGACGAAUUAAUGAAAGACUGUGUGGAAGCUGAGGUUAAGUUUUACCGUUAAACAGGGAAAAACAAUAAGCGCAAACAUAAACGUUAAUAGUAUUUCGUAAAUUAUAAGCUGAAGACAUUUAUUAGCCUUUUAAAAUAACGGAUUUUCUAUUAUAAAGCUAAAUAUGCAUUUCUUAAGUGAUAUUUUUUUGUUUAUUUUGAUACGAAUUUAAUUUAUUUGCAAUUUACUUGUUUUUAUAUGUUUGUCAUUCCUAAUUUUAAGACGAAAUGUGUGAUUUUUCCAUGACUAUUUUAUUAUACACGUAUAUAUAAGUAUAUUAUUCAUGUAUUAAGGUAAAGAUUACUGAUUUCUCUGACUGUAAAUUUAAGAACAAGAUUAUAAAAGCCGCGACUUCUUAUGUUAAAGUUAUAUUUUUUAUAUAUGCAUUAUUUAAAAUGCUUUUAGUUUUGCGAUAAACAUAAAGAUGCUUGCAUACAUUCAUUCGAUAAGUAUUAUUUCCUUUUUUCAUAUAAAUGUGUAUUUAUAAGAAUAACGAGGCACUUAACAUUCAGCACAAUAAGCUUGCAACGUAACGUUUGUGACGAAGAUUAACGAGAGUAUAUGUAAAAUUAUAAAGCAUGCUAUGAUUUAAGCUCAUCCACUCACUUGAGUGAAAAAUUUUGUGUAACAGUAAGCAUAACAAUUAUAGAAACACAAUAUAUAAAUUCCAUAUGCAUUUACAUACAUAUAUUUAUACGCAUACACACACAUAAUUGCAUGAUUACGAUUAUGUAUAAGGAACUUUAUAUACAUAAAUCGAUAAUACAAUGAAGCUCAUAAAAAUAU